Messenger RNA from Xiphophorus couchianus (Monterrey platyfish), 4215 nucleotides. It is a transcript of the gene ghra, whose product is annotated as growth hormone receptor a. Gene Ontology annotation, biological process: cytokine-mediated signaling pathway. The transcript has 10 exons. The coding region runs from base 328 to 2190 and encodes 620 amino acids. Gene Ontology annotation, cellular component: external side of plasma membrane. The record is from RefSeq and is a predicted model, not a curated record. Lineage: Eukaryota; Metazoa; Chordata; Actinopteri; Cyprinodontiformes; Poeciliidae. Gene Ontology annotation, molecular function: protein binding; cytokine receptor activity.
AGCAGACUUUUAUAGUCGGCGGAUGAGGGCGCCUCACCGCCGUUAGACACCCACAUACUUUCUCUCUGCGCGUCCAUUUGAACCGGACUAGAUGAUGAGCGCCAAAUAAGACGAAACCCGUCUACAGGAAAAAAGUUCGCUCCCGAUUCAGUUUUUCGGUGAUGUGAAAACCUCGAGUGGAGGAGAUCUUUACCGGACACGGGCCGAAGGGAAAACUGCAGGAUUCGUGCCUGUUGGAGCUCGCGCUGACCAUCAAAUGACCAACUUCUGAAAAGUCGAUCUGGGCUGUUCUUGCAGUUUCUCAGCUCGAAGCUUCGCAACAAUAUCAUGGCUGUCUUGCUCUCCUCCAACCUAUUUCUCAUACUCCUGGUUUCUGCUUUGGAUUGGCUGCCCACUCCUGCAUCUGCAUUUCUCAUUGACUGGGAUCGCACAACAUCAUCAGCUACCCUUGGACCUCACUUCACAGACUGCAUCUCAAGGGACCAGGAAACUUUCCGCUGCUGGUGGAGUCCAGGCAGCCUCCAAAACCUGUCCUCUCCUGGAGCACUGAGAGUAUUUUACCUAAAGAAAGAUUCCCCCACCAGUGAAUGGAAGGAAUGUCCUGAAUACAUCCAUGAAAACAGAGAGUGUUUCUUUGAUGCCAACCAUACAUCCGUUUGGAUCCCCUACUGCGUUCAGCUUCGUGGCCAAAACGUCACCUAUUUCAAUGAAGACGACUGCUUCACAGUGGAAAAUAUAGUGCGUCCUGACCCGCCCGUGUCUUUAAACUGGACCCUGCUGAACAUAAGCCCCUCUGGCCUCAAUUACGAUGUCUUAGUCAGCUGGAAGCCCCCGCCCUCUGCAGACGUUGGCGUGGGCUGGAUGCGCAUUGAGUAUGAAAUCCAGUACAGAGAGAGGAACGCCACCAACUGGGAAGCAUUGGAGAAGCAGCCACACACCCAGCAGACGAUCUACGGCCUGCAAAUAGGAAAAGAAUACGAAGUGCACAUCCGCUCCAGGAUGCAGGCCUUUGUGAAGUUUGGAGAGUUCAGUGACUCCAUCUUCAUUGAAGUUACAGAAAUUUCCAGUAAAGAUUCUACUGUCCCAUUCACUUUAGUUCUCAUUUUUGGGGUUGUGGGGGUCCUGAUUGUCAUCAUGCUGAUAGUCAUUUCUCAGCAGCAAAGAAUAAUGAUGAUUCUCUUGCCACCUGUUCCUGCACCCAAAAUCAAAGGCAUUGAUUCAGAAUUGUUGAAGAAGGGGAAACUGGAGGAGCUGAAUUUUAUCCUGAAUGGUGGGGGUGUGGAUGGCCUGCCAGCCUAUGCAACAGAUUUCUACCAAGAAGAGCCGUGGGUGGAGUUCAUUGAGGUGGAUGAGGAGGAUGCAGAAGGUGGAGAUAAAGAAGACAAUUAUAAUUCAGACACUCAGAGGCUCAUUGGUCUCCCACACAGGAAUGUAGAGGGUUUCAGCGCCAUUAGCCACCCUGACGAUGACUCAGGCCGGGCCAGCUGUUACGACACAGAUCUGCCGGAACAUUUGGCGUCCCUGCUGCCAGGCCAACCUGAGGACAACAAAACCUGCCUAGAUGCCCCAGCUUCAGAGACGGGUGAAAAGCCCCUCAUCCAAACUCAAAUCGGAGGACCACAGACUUGGAUCAACACAGACUUAUAUGCCCAGGUCAGCAAUGUUAUGCCAUCUGGGGGGGUUGUGCUGUCCCCCGGCCAACAACCUAAAAUCCAGGAGAACACCUCAAGUUCAGAGAGGGAAACACAGAAAGGAGGAAAGCAAAAUGAAGAUGUUGAGGGCAUCAAGGAGCAGAAGAGAAACGAGCCCCAGUUUCAGCUGUUUGUACUGGUUCCAGAGGGAAGUGGCUACACCGCCGAGAACAACACCCAGCAGACCAGCACUCCUCCCAGCACUUCGGUGCCUGGGGCAGGGUACCAAACCAUACAGCCUCAGCCAAUGGAGACCAAACCUGCAGCCACAGGAGACACCAACGAGUCCCCUUAUAUUCUCCCCGAGCCUUCCCAGUCUCAGCUCUUUACCCCUGUUGCAGACUACACAGUGGUGCAGGAGUUAGACACGCAUCGCAGUCUGCUCCUUAACCCGCCUCACAGCCAAUCUCCCUCUUUGUGCCAGCCACAGCAUCCUCUCAAAGUCCCAAUGCCUGUAGGGUACGUCACCCCAGACCUGCUGGGGAAUCUCGCACCAUGAGUGGACAGGACCAUUAGACUUUAACUACAGUUACAGGCUUAUUGGACAGGACGUCAAUAUGAAGUCACCCUACCUGAUUCCUGAUAACCACCAAAAAAACUUAAAAACCUGCAGGGCACUGGAUGAAUAAGUGUGUGAAUUAACCAGAUGAUACAGAGGGGAGAUAUACAGGUACAUCUCAACAAAUUAAAAUGUAAUUGAAAAUGUUUUUUCAGCAAUUCUAUUUAAGAAGUAAAUGUAAAAACUUAAAUAGUUUGAUUUGACACAGAAUGAUAUUGAUCAAGCAUUUGUUUCUGUCAAUUUUGAUGAUUAUGUCAUAGCUACUGAAAGUCAAAAAUUUGGUUUCCCUGAAAAUGUUAGCAUUCUAUAUUUUCAUUAUUUAUUGGCCUGAUGUAAUAAUUUUUUUACAAACUAAACUUUGGAUUGUCAUUGCCUUUAAUCAAACUUGAGAAACUUGAGAAACAAAUGCAAUAUAUAUGUCUCUUUGUGUGUAAUAAAUGUACAUAAUAUAUGAGGUACACUUAAAUUGAAUUGCUGAAACAAAUUAACUUCUUAACAGUAUAGCAAUUUAUUGAGAUGCACUAAAAACUGUACUCUUACAUUAGUCCCCACUUAAUCGCUGAAUUUUUGGCCGAAACACACUAAGGGUAAUAACAUCACAAAAACAUCACAAGCAAAAUGCAAAGUUUGUAUCAAUGCAUGAUUGUAGUAAGUGACAAAAUACCUAUAUAUACAGUAUGUGUGAAAAAUUACCUGAGAUUGCCUUACAGUCUUAAUAUUGAAUGUGAAGUCAGUAUAUCAAUGAGGAGAAGAGAAAGACACAGUAGCCAUGUUUUUAACUACACAGUAAUUCGGCUUUGACAGUACUUGUCUUUUUGAGGUUUAAUGCCUAUCACAUUUACUAUAUUCCAAAGUUUCCUAUUUCACCAUGUUAUACUGAUAGUACUUCACAAGAGAUAUAUUUUUAUACAGAACACGAAACGUUUGAACAAAGCAAUGCAGAUUUGAGUCUCUGUCUUUGUUUCUUUAAGAAAAUAAAAGUUUUAUCUUUUAUAGUUUUUGGUUUUAGCUGCACCAAAUGUCAAGAAUUAAACCAAAGUUAGGUUGACCACUAAGGGUUUUUUAAGGGUCACUAGGUUCCAAUUAGGAAUGCAGGGAAAUACUUGCAAAAACAAAUGCAGAUCAUUUACAUGAAAAGGAAACUAAAAUACUUGACUUAAUAAUUCCAAGAUUAAUUUGAAUAGAUUUUGUUGGACUCGUUACACUGUUGAAGUUACUUUAACUAAAAAAAAGUAAUUAAACUAUAUGUUCACAUCAACACAGAACUUUAAGGGUAAGGGUUUAUUUAUUCAGAUUUUCCUUACAUUUGGGAACCAACCUUUUGCCUAUAUAGCGUCCCUCUUCACGCUGCACUAGGGCAAUAGCAUGAGAAUAACAUCCCAUUAGUAGAUAUAGCUUGAGAGUACCUCAGCUGUUUUCUCCAUGCCCCAAAUGUGGGGCAUGACUUCAACCUGAAAUAUUAUUUUGCGGUAACCUAAUAAUAUCCAAACAUUAUUUGAUAUCCUAGUUUUCAUAGGGCAGUCUUCUGCUAAUGGAAGGCAAAAGGUGGUUCAACAUGUGUCACAGAACCAGCAGCAGCCCCAAGUUGCUUGACGGUACAUUGUUUUGAUUCAUUAAACAAAAGUAAGGGAACAUUCAUGUUAUGAAAUUAUUGCAUUUUAAGCUUUCUGCAGAGGAACUGUUUUCUACAUUGUUAUUGCAGAGACAGCAACUGGAAUAAGUUGACUGUGAAAGUGUACCAUAGAUGUUACUAGCUUACACAGUACUUAUCUGCCACAUUCACUAUGUAACAACCUAUGCUUGUUGGAGUAUUAUGGUUUGUUUAAUUGCUAUGGUACUAUGCUAAUGUGGUUUAGAUUUCUGCAUAUCAGUUAACAAAAGGUACCUCUGUUUGCUAUGUAUAGAUGAAUUGAUUUAUAUCUUCUCUGUGCCAACAAACAGUUAAAAAUCAACACAAAACAUGCA